Molecule: messenger RNA, 3905 nt
Organism: Belonocnema kinseyi
Lineage: Eukaryota; Metazoa; Arthropoda; Insecta; Hymenoptera; Cynipidae
Gene: Mybbp1A
Product: myb-binding protein 1A
Exons: 8
Coding region: 130-3789 (1219 amino acids)
Biological process (GO): regulation of DNA-templated transcription
Cellular component (GO): nucleolus
Molecular function (GO): RNA binding; transcription factor binding; sequence-specific DNA binding
Source: RefSeq, a predicted model, not a curated record
GGCCACCACGAAAACAUGUAGUCAAGCACGUUACACGUGAAACGGAAAAGAGAUAGGCACAAAACUGAUUUGAAUAAACGGAUUUACCUAUUAAUCGCGGUACUUUUAAUUUUAUUUUCACGUGCAAAAAUGGAGAGGCCACAAUCUACGAUUUUUGACUGUUUCUCGAAACUCAUCGAGGGAAACGAUAAAGAGAGAAUUGACAGCGGUAAUGCACUCCUGAAAUACCUCUCAGACAAAAAUUGGGAUGAUGACACGUCUAAAGAAUUAAAUUUAGCCCUAAGAAGAUUGAUUGGUGGUACUGGGUCCCAUCACGUGAAUGCGAGAAAAAGUUUUUAUGGAACUUUAACUGUAUAUUUAAAGACAAAGCCCGAAACUCCUGCUGAAAAAAUUUUAGAAAUCAUGGAAAAAAAACUAGAACCACUUAGCAAGAGUCACAAAGGCGAAAAUGGAGAAAUUUUUACAGGCCGAAUAUUAACUUGCGGUUCAUUAAUUCGUUCAAAUAUUCUGGAGAAAAGCUCACCAGAAGUGCAACAAAAGGUUUUGGAAAACAUGAUUUCUGCAGGCAAGAAACGUAGUUACCUUCCCUAUGUUGCCUAUAAUUUUAUUAUUGAUUUCCUCAAUCAAAUCAACAAAAAGACUUUUUGUGCUAACGUUUGGCCUUAUCUACAGACAGAAUUAGUAAAACCUUGGUCAGAGCAAAACCUAGAUACCUUCCAUACGUUGCUUUUUAUACAGAAUAAAUUUCCAUCAGUAGUGAAGGAAACGUAUAAAGAACAUUUUGGCGGGGAAAAUAUCGUUAAUGAAGAUUCUUUAGAGAGCAUCACUAAAAUAUUAACGAAUAUUCCCAGAAUCCACUGUUGUCGACAACCCGUUUACAAGGCCUUCAUUGAGAUACUGUGCAAAACAGAAUAUGUUCAAACUUUUUGGUCCGCGAUUGAUCAGCGAUUUGCGAACCCUUCAAAAACUGACGAAUAUUUAGCUACAGAAAUUUUGAGACUCUUGCUUCAAAAUGUCAGUGACAAAUCUAUUAUUCCAGAUCUCCUUUCUGAAAAAUAUUUACAGCACAUGUUGAGGAAAUGCAAGUUUAACAGAAGAAACAAAAGGGACGAAGUUACACAUGCUUUCAUAAAUGUCCUAACUUUACUCACGACAAUUAUGAGCGAAAUCGCGGAAGAAAAAGUAAAGAUCAGUACUUUGAAGAAAUUAAUGUUGUAUCCCGGUGAUUUAAUGUUUGAGAAGUGGACAGGCACAAGGAUAAUUCAGUUGAUUACAGCCAGUUUAAAGACCGAGGGCGUUAAGAAGUUGUCAAAAUUGUAUAAAGAAAUAAUGGAGAAUCCGCAAGUGAAGGAAAAACAUGAUAAUAAUAGAGCAUUUUGGACUAAUGCUGAAAGGAUCUACACAGCACAACUUUUCACAAAGCUUCUAAGUCAUACCGAAAUGACUUCAGAUCAUGCUUGGAGGUUGAAACAACUCAAGUUUCUGUUUAAGGCGGGUCUCUGCGAAUCUCCCUAUAGCGGAGGAGACUUAGCAGGUCAAAUUAAAGUUAGCUUCUACCGCGCAUUGGACAACAAGCUACCAAAACUAAGCGAUCUGAGAUCUAUGUUGAGUGGCCUGGUCACUUACUUAGACGUGGAACUCUUUACGAGCAACGACCUGAAGCUAAGAACUCCACUGACAGAAGCAGGUACGGAAGCCUGGAAGAAGAUGAUCAGUUUGGUCAUACAGUUGGAGGAGAGCAACGAUCAUUUCGCUGCCUUCUUUCACACCAUGGACUUGCAUAUGGGCCUGCAACUUUUCACCGAUCCGGAAAUGGCCAUCUCAUCCAUCGAUGAACUGCACAACUGUUUCGAAAGACUGAAGAAGUCAAAGAAAUCUAAGAAGAAGUCUGAGGACGAACCCGAGUGGACUGAAGUUGUUGUAGAUCUUAUAUUAUCGCUUUUAUCGAGAAACGAACAUUUGCUGCGCACUGUCGUGGGCUGUGUUUUCCCACACAUCUGUCCUCAUCUUACAAGCGCCUCCUUGCACCAAAUACUGGCUGUAUUGGAUGUGAAGAACACUAAAGGACCUCUGAGUGUGAAAGGAACUGAAGACGAUGACGAUGAUUCAUCAGCAGAAUCCGACGCUGAAUCCGAGAACGAAAAGAAUGGCACUGAAGAUGGUGAAAGCGAAGACGAAGAAGCUCAAGAAGACGAGGAGGAGUCAGAAACCGAAAAAGAGUCGGGACAAGAAGAAGACGAGGAAGAAGAUGAAACUGUAACUGAUAGAUUGCGUCUAGCAGUGAGUCAAGCUUUGGGCGGAGCGACUGUUCAUACCGACGACGAAGACAUGGAUGUCGACGACAUCGACGAGGAAGAAGGAAAGCGCUUGGAUGAAAAUUUAGCCGCGGCCUUCAAAAUCCUCAAGGAAAAUCGUCGAACGCAGUCUAAGAAGCAAGCCAAACCCGCCGAGUUUUUAACGCAUUUUAGGAUUCGAGUUAUCGAUUUGCUUGAGGAUUAUUUGGAUUCUUGUCCCCCCAUGGCACUCGCCCUCGACAUGGUUGUUCCUCUCUUCAUGCUUCUGGAAUUCUGUAUAAAAGAGCCGCAUCAAAAACCUCUUGAGAAUAAAAUUAAGGCUUGUUUGAAGAAACUUUCGGGCGUGAAGAAGUUUAAGGAUACAGAAGGUGUUGAUGGAGAAUUGUUGACGACGCUGAUGAAGGUUUUGAUAGAAAAAGGAGAAAGAUCAGCAUCUGUUUACCAAGAAAUGGGAGAUCAGCUUGCCAAAUGUUGCAUGUUCUUGGUAAGAUGCUCGCAGCAGGCGAAUUUGCCGAAGGAAGAUUUGGCGCUGAUUUACAAGGAGCAUCUGACUGCUUUCUUUAAAAAGAGGGACUGCAUUCUCUCGAUGCUCUUCUUUAAGAAUAUCUUGCAGCUUUUCUGGGAAGGUAACUGGAUCCUCAUUCCUCUUUUGGUGGAAUUUGCUUUCGAUAAAGAAAUCAGGUCCUUCAGACGAAGUCAAGCUUUAGAACUUCUCUUAGUGGUCUAUCGAAACGGGAGACUUUUAAGGGAUGAAGAACACCAAGAGACGAGAUUAAAGAUUGAAAAAAAAUUGUCCAAAAAUAGCAUCAAGUUGCUAAACGAAUUAAGUGCGGCGCAGGGUGAAAAUGGCGAGGCGAAUCCAAAAGAUGAGCACGCAGUUGGCAAGGAAAUAAGGCAGAAGUUUGUUCGGCAUUUAUUUGUAUUGUUACAUGCAGUUCGUCCUCAUCAUUUGCCAUCUGCCUGGAAUUGGGAAAAAGUUUCGGUAGCUAUGGCGAUUUAUAGACCAAAUGCUUCACUUUCUAAAGAUGCUAAAGCUGCUUAUAACAGAUUAGCUUCACAGAUUGGCGCACCAAUUAACUCAUGGGUCAAGAAAAACGAAGUGAAGAAGGAAAACGAAACUAAUGGAUUAUCAGAGCAAAAUGGAACAGUCGAGGAACAAAGUACAGAUGAAAUUGCAGAUCAAGUGAAGGAAGAGGACUCGGUAAAAUCUAAGAAGAAGAAGAAGAAGAAGAAGAAGAAUAUUGGUAACCAGAGGGAAAAACAGAAGUUGAAAAAGGAAGCUAGUAAAUUACGAGUAGAGGCAAUGUCUCAGGGCUUGGAAUCUUGUGACUUUAGUUCCGUUGUUCUGACGAACGGGUCAGGUGAAUAUGAAAAUGUUAAAAAUGAAGAGGAAGAAACCGAGGAGAAGGUAAAGAGUUCUAAGCAUAAAAGGAAUAGUCAGGGUACUUCUAAUCACCCGAAUAAAAAAAAGAAAACGAGUGUAAGCGCAAUUUAGAAAUUAACUGGAAUGUAUAUUCCAAAAUUUGAAGAACUAGUUGUUAUUUUUAUAUAUAUUAUCAACAGUUUGUAAAUAAUACGUAUUAAUAAAAAAAUAGGUUUGGCAGAACUUAA